Messenger RNA from Cuscuta europaea, 4334 nucleotides. The record is from the annotation of a GenBank genome assembly. Lineage: Eukaryota; Viridiplantae; Streptophyta; Magnoliopsida; Solanales; Convolvulaceae.
AUUAGAGAGCAUAUAUGACCAAAAUUGGUGCCUUCUUCCAUCUCAUUGCCUAUGAUUUGAGUACGUAGGAUAGUACAUUGACCUCCCAGCAAAGGCGAAGAAUGUACAACUAAAAUUCACGCAGUUGAAACUCUGACGUCACAUCGUCUUAUAGUUGUCAUUUCACGAUUCCCUGAGAACCAUUGAUCGGCCGAACCCGCAUCGCCGUCGGUCGUUUAGCCUGCCGGAUCCUCUAAACCCUUGGAAAUUCUCGGCGCCAAAUGGUUUCCUAGCGCAGAUCUAUCUUCGUAGUCAUUUUUCGAAUUAGACUGAAGGCUCGUCUGUUACGAAAUGGCUGCGCCGAAUGUGGACCAAUUCGACGCUUAUUUUCAGAAGGCGGAUUUGGAUCGUGACGGUCGAAUCAGUGGUGCCGAGGCCGUUUCCUUCUUUCAGGGAUCCAAUUUACCCAAAGAAGUCCUUGCUCAGAUUUGGAUGUAUGCUGAUCAAAACCAAACUGGAUUCCUCAAUCGUCAACAGUUUUAUAAUGCUCUAAAACUUGUAACUGUAGCACAAAGUAAACGGGACUUGACUCCUGAUAUAGUUAAGGCUGCAUUAUACAGUCCAGCUUCGGCUAAAAUUCCAGCUCCCCGGAUAAAUGUUACGGUUCCAUCAGCUCCUAACCUGAAUAAUAAGCCACGUGCACCAGCCCCAGUUACUGGCUUAGCUCCAAUGAUGACUCCAAGCGGUGGCAUAGCAGGUUCACAGGGAUUUUCACCUCAACAAAAUAAUUUCAUGAGCCCACCUCGAUUGCCAACUUAUAACACCACAUUACAGUCACAAUCAGGUAUUUCAAAUCCAGGAAUGUUAGCUGGGUCCUCGGUGCCUGCUAUGCGUUCUCCUAAUUCAUCUGAUUGGCUUCGUAGCGGAACUGUAGGUCCUGAACAUGGGGCUGUGUCCCAAUUUCCUAACAGAGGUGUUAGUGUUAACAGUCAAGAUGGAUUCAGCCCUGCUUCAUCUGGGUUCACUGCAUCUCUACAACCAAAAGCACAAGAAACUACUUCAUUGGUGCAGCCCAGCUCAUCUAGCUCAAAUGAUUCAGCUUCACUGGGUCACCAUCCUCCUGCUAUGGGAGCUCAAGUGACAGGAAAUGGGAUUGUUUCCAGUUCUGUUUUUGGGGAUGUUUUUUCAGCAACAUCGGUCCUUCCAAAACAGGAAUCCAAGCAACCUGUUUCUUCAGCUCAUCUUCCAGUAUCUGUAGCGUCUCAACCAAACAUUAUGCCUAGUUCAAAUCACCCUUUAGAAAGCAUAAAUUCUAAGCCCCCAUUGAGCCAUCAUUACCAGCAAAAUCAGGCGGAAAUGAAACCGAACCAGAAUGUCCCAUUGCAAAGUUCUACUAUAGUUCAUGGUGGAGUAGUAAAUUCUGGUUCUAUUCAGUCUCAGCCUAACUAUCAGCAAACUCUGCCAACAAUCAAACCAAACCAGAAGAUCCCAGUGCAAAGUUCCACCAUAAUUCAUGGUGGAGUGGGAAAUUCUGGUUCUGUUCAAUCUCAGCCUCCAUGGCCAAAGGUGACCCAAGCUGAUAUACAGAAGUAUAACAAAGUUUUUGUGGCUGUAGAUACAGAUAGGGAUGGAAAAAUUACUGGUGAACAGGCACGCAAUCUGUUUUUGAGUUGGAGGCUGCCUCGAGAUGUCUUAAGGCAGGUUUGGGAUUUAUCUGAUCAAGACAAUGACAGUAUGCUGUCUUUGCGAGAAUUUUGCAUUGCUCUUUACCUGAUGGAGCGAUACAGGGAAGGGCGUCCUCUUCCUUCUGUCCUUCCAACCAGUCUAAUGUUGGAUGAGACAUUGGUGUUUUCCUCUGCUAAACCGACUGCAGCAUAUACUGGAUCAACGUCGAAGCCUACUCCCGGACCGCUGCAACAUGGGGUAAAAGGACCACGACCACCUGCUGCUCCUCUUGGAAAGCCACCACGUCCAGCUUCCACUGCUCAGCCUGAUGAAGCUAAGCAGCCUGCUCAACAAAAGCCCAAAGCUCCGGUACUGGAGAAGCAUCUUGUUGACCAACUUAGCACAGAAGAACAAAAUUCUCUGAACUUAAAGUUCCAAGAGGCAACUGACGCGGAGAAGAAAGUCUCUGAACUGGAGAAGGAAAUAUCAGAUGCAAAAGAAAAAACUCAUUUCUAUCAUUCAAAAAUGCAAGAACUAAUAUUAUAUAAAAGCCGAUGUGACAAUAGAUUGAAUGAGAUAAUUGAAAGAUCUUCUGCUGACAAAAAAGAGGUUGAGUCUCUGGCAAAAAAGUAUGAACAGAAGUAUAAACAGGCUGGAGAUGUAGCUUCAAAGUUAACCAUCGAGGAGGCCACAUUUCGUGAUAUUCAGGAGAAAAAGAUGGAGCUAUAUCGGACGAUUCUUAAAAUGGAUCAAGAUAGCAGUGCUGAUGUUGUUCAGGACCGCGCUAAUCACGUUCAGGCGGAUAUUGAGGAACUUGUUAAAUCAUUGAAUGCACGUUGCAAAACAUAUGGGCUACGUUCCAAACCCAUUUCACUGUUGGAGCUUCCCUUUGGAUGGCAACCUGGCAUCCAAGAGGGAGCCGCAGACUGGGAUGAAGACUGGGAUAAGUUUGAAGAUGAAGGAUUCACAUCAGUGAAGGAGCUCACACUCGAUGUACCAAAUGUCAUAGCUCCUCCUAAACUAAAGUCUUCCUUGAUACGGGAUAAAACACAUUCCAAUGAGAGUGAGGCAGAAAAAUCAAACUACGAUGCUGGUGCAAGGACUGAUAAGUUGUCAAGCCCUCAAAAAGGAGAAACAAUGGACGGCGAGGAUUUUGCCUUUAGGGAUGAACAAGAAGGUGAAAAAAGUCCACCAAAGAGUAAACACAUAGAGAACUUAUCAAAGGAAUACGGUGAAUCCUCACCUAGAAAGGAAAUCAGCUAUGAUGGGUCACCCCAUUCCACACAAAGUGAACAUGGUGCUGAAUCUGUGUAUUCUGGGGAAAAAAGGUUUGAUGAUUCAGGCUGGGGUGCAUCUGACACUCACUAUGAUGCAUGGGAUAUCAACUCUGUUGCUAGUAAGGAAGCUGAUCUUGCUAGGCACAAGGAACUCUCUCUUUUUGGCUCUGAUGACUGGGGCCUAGCCCCUAUAAAAACUGGAUCGAAGCACUCAGAUGACUUAUUCCCCAAACAAAACCCAAUCUUCGAUUCAGUCCCUAGCACCCCAAGUUACAAUGUUGGGCUGACGGGCAAGCAAAGCCUAAUAUUUGAUUCGGUCCCUAGUACCCCAAGUUAUAAUACUGGACCCAUGGGUACAGGCGAUCCUUUUACGAAACAAAGCCCGUUCUUCGAUUCGGUUCCCAGUACUCCAAGUUACAAUAUUGGGCCCAUGGGUAAACAAAGCCCAUUCUUCGAUUCUGUCCCUAGUACUCCAGGUUAUGAUUCGGGAUCACAACAGGCCAGAGAUGCAAUAUUUUCAAAGCAAAGCUCUUUCUUCGAUUCGGUUCCUAGUACUCCAAGCCAUAAUGCUGCUGGGUUUUCUUCAUACGCAGAAAACGCAUUCUCCUCAAAGAAGAGCCCUUUCUUUGAUGAUUCAGUUCCAAGCACACCCAUGUAUAGUUCUCCAGAUCACUCGAGAGAUUUCUCUAGAUUUGACUCCUUCAGAUCUGGUAAGGACUUUGACUAUGGUCAAGAUCUGUUUGCAUCAUCAUCCCGUGAUAAUUCCCUAGCAAGGUUUGACUCAUUCCGCAGCACAGCAGAUUCUGAAUAUACCUUUGGUGCACCUCCUCAAGAUGGGUUUACGAGAUUUGAUUCCAUGCGGAGGGAUUCAAUGGAUUACGGUAAGGGAGGUUUCCCGUCUUUUGAUGAUGAUGAUGAUGAUACAUUUGGUGGGUCAAGCAGGCAGUCAUUGAAGACUUCACUUGACAGUGAAACGCCAAAAAGAGAUUCUUCUGAUGGUUGGAAAGCCUUUUAAUGCCUGUAUUUGUCAUAUAAUACAAACUCUGUUUUUCUGGGCAGGUUAUAGCGAGGUGUUUGUAUAUUGGCUCGCCAGUGAUGUAAUUGGACAACAGUGCCCACACCAAUGUAAUUUUACACGUCUUGGUUGUUUUCUUCCUGGUUUCGUAUCAUUCUUUCUCUUAGAGUUCGUACACAUUCAUUUCUAUUAUAGUUGUGUGUAAAAUGAAAACGUCUUUUUGUUUAAUUCGUCUCCUCGUUUGUAACGCUGACAGAAGUAAAAUCUGCUUGCUGCUGUCUCAUUUGUAUUUAGAACCAAUGACUGAUGCAUUUUGGUUUCAUGUAUUUAGAGCAUGUUUGGCAGCACGAAAAUCGGCUGUUUUGGCUGAUUCUGCUGAAAUUUAUGAAGUUCUGGCU